AUGGAGAAAGAUAAACAAGAGUACAAUCCCUAUGAACAUCGGACUGUUGAAAAACCCAGCUCGGAUAUCCGAGCCACUGCGAAUAUUAUCAAAGCCUCCUUGGGUUCGGGACUGCUGGCCGGACCCUUAGCCUUUUCAAACUCGGGCUGGGGAGUUGGACUUCUAGGCACGUUUGCAAUAGGAAUUAUUUGUGGUCACUGCGUUCACAUACUAGUUAAAACAUCGUAUGGAUGUUGUAAGUUAGAACGCAAACCGCUCCUGGGUUACGCAGAGACCUGUAAAUCCGCCUUCGCAAAUGGACCAAAAUUUAUAAGACCAUAUGCCAAUGUUGCAAGCAUAUUUGCAGAACUGGCAAUGUUAUGUACGUAUGUAGGCGUUUGCUGUAUUUACACCGUCCUUAUAUCGGAUUCUAUAAAGCAGCUGAUUGAUAGAUACGUGCCAAGUUUUAACCUGUCCGUGGAAUAUUACUGUCUGAUCAUAUUGAUACCGCUAUGUUUACUAUGUCAAGUCAGAUAUUUGAAAUGGCUAGCAAUUUUCUCAAUAUUAGCAAACUUAUUUUUGUUUCUUACUUAUUUAAUCUGCUUUUACUAUAUAUUUCGAAGUCCCCUGUCUUUUGAAGGAAGGACAGCUGCUGGCGACCCAUCAAGGUUUCCCGCAUUUCUUUCGACAGUAAUCUUCGCGAUGGAAGGAAUCGGCGUAGUGAUGCCAGUUGAAAACGCCAUGAAGAAGCCCCAACACUUUCUUGGUUGUCCCAGUGUCCUUGUGGUGGCGAUGACAGCUAUUGUCUUUUUCUAUAGCACUCUGGGGUUCUUCGGAUAUUUGAGAUACGGCGACGUUUUGAGAGGAUCCAUUACUCUAAACCUUCCUAUUGAAGAUUGGCCAGCCAUCUGUGCGAAAAUAUUCAUAGCGCUAUCAAUUUUCUUUACAUAUCCGUUGCAGUUUUACGUAGUCUAUGACAUAUUCAAAAAGUAUACAGAUGUUUAUAUAAAAGAUAAUUAUAAAAACAUCACUGAUAUUUCAGCAAGAACUUUGGGUGUCUGUUUUUGUGUUGGAAUCGGUAUCGCAUUACCAUUGCUGGAACAAAUUAUUAACAUUGUUGGAUCGUGUUUCUAUUCAAUCCUCGGUCUUAUAAUACCAGGCGUCGUAGAAACUGCUUUUCGUUGGGGAGACUUGGGAAAAUUAAAAUGGAUUAUGUGGAAAAAUAUUUUAAUCAUUCUUUUUGGUCUCACUGCCUUAGUGUCCGGAUGCACGGUUACCAUUAUGGACAUCAUACAGAUCCUAAGAAAAAAAAAUGAAUAA
Messenger RNA from Danaus chrysippus (African queen), 1299 nucleotides. Lineage: Eukaryota; Metazoa; Arthropoda; Insecta; Lepidoptera; Nymphalidae. The record is from the annotation of a GenBank genome assembly.